Molecule: messenger RNA, 1754 nt
Organism: Glycine soja
Lineage: Eukaryota; Viridiplantae; Streptophyta; Magnoliopsida; Fabales; Fabaceae
Product: protein disulfide-isomerase 5-2
Exons: 5
Coding region: 197-1498 (433 amino acids)
Biological process (GO): protein folding; response to endoplasmic reticulum stress
Cellular component (GO): endoplasmic reticulum
Molecular function (GO): protein disulfide isomerase activity
Source: RefSeq, a predicted model, not a curated record
CGAUAAAUUUAAUCCCAUCCCAUGAUAAGGUCAUUUUUUGAAUACUAAGGUGAAAUUAAGUUUAAAUCCCAGUAUCUGAUCCGAUCUGAUGAUUAUUGAGUAAAAAGGAAGCAGAGUAACCGAAUAGGGAGAGAACAAAGUUUAGGGUUGUGUUGUUGGGAUCCAACACGAACACGACACAAACAAAGAACAAAGGAUGAGGAUGAAGAGGGUUUUCGUUGUUUACAGUGUUUUGUUGCUGCUGGUCCAGUUUUGGCUUGGUGAGGCUGAGACAUUCUCGGUGGAUGGAAAGGUUUUGGUUUUGGACGAAUCCAACUUCGAUUCCGCCAUAGCCUCCUUCGAUCACAUCUUGGUUGACUUUUACGCUCCCUGGUGUGGCCACUGCAAGCGUCUCUCUCCCGAGUUAGAUGCAGCCGCCCCUGUACUUGCAACCUUGAAGGAACCCAUAAUCAUAGCAAAAGUAGAUGCAGACAAGCAUACCCGCCUUGCGAAAAAAUAUGAUGUUGAUGCAUAUCCGACCAUUUUGCUGUUUAAUCAUGGCGUCCCCACAGAAUACCGUGGACCAAGGAAGGCAGAUUUACUUGUUCGUUAUCUGAAGAAAUUUUCUGCUUCUGAUGUUUCCAUUCUGGAUUCAGAUUCUGCUGUGAAUAUGUUCGUUGAAGAAGCAGGCACUUUUUUCCCGAUUUAUAUAGGUUUUGGUUUGAACAGUUCGGUACUAGAAAAGUUUGGCAUAAAGUACAAGAAAAAUGCAUGGUUUUCUGUGGCAAAGGAUUUUUCAGAGGAUCUCAUGGUAUUGCAUGACUUUGAUAAGAUUCCUGCCUUGGUUUCCCUGAAUCCACAGUACAAUGAGCGGAACACAUUCUAUGGACCCUUUGAAGAGGAUUUUUUAGAAGAUUUUGUAAGACAAAACCUGAUUCCUUUGGCUGUGCCUGUAUCCUAUGAAACACUCAAGUUGAUGAAAGCAGAUGGAAGGAAAAUAGUUUUGACAAUUGUUGAGGAUGAAGAUGAAGAAACAACAAGAGAGCUGAUUAAGUUAUUGAAGGCUGCGGCAUCUGCAAAUCGUGACUUAAUAUUUGGUUACGUUGGAGUUAAACAGAUGGAAGAAUUUGCUGAAAAUUUUGAUAUUGAUACUAAACUACCAAAAAUGGUCAUUUGGGAUAAAAGUGAUGAUUACCUUUCAGUUGUUGAUUCAGAAACCAUAGAGGGGGAGGACCAAGGAACUCAAAUCACUAAAUUUCUCGAAGGAUACAGGGAAGGAAGAACCAUAAAGAAAACAUUUAGUGGCCCUUCACUAAUGCGAUUCAUCCAUCGAUCCUUUGACAUUAGAAUGGUGUACAUCAUUGUUUUUGUGGUGGCAGUACUGAUGCUAAUUCAGACAUUCAGUAAAGGAGGUGAUGAAUACCAGAGUGUACCCAAUCAAGUUCAAACUGAUCAUGCAAUCAGUUCUGUUUCUGAAGCUGAAAACAAUGAGUAUAAACCUGGUGACAAGGAAGACUAAAAAUUAACAUAAUACAUUGAUAAUUAAUGAACGUGGUCAGGAGUAUUCUAGAAAGUAGCUGGCUUUAGAAUUACCAUACCUAUUGGUAUGAGUAAAUAUUUUGAGUUUGUGUAUCUCCAUAAUUUUGAAUACUGUUCAAACUCUUGCCUUUUGAUUUACACCUUUCCACUAGUUAUUUCUUAGCAUGAAAAAGGCUUAUUUAUUACUUUAAAAAUGACAAUCAUGAAAUUGUUAACUUUAUUAUUAUUUGCGUCCA